This is a messenger RNA of Patella vulgata (common limpet), 4307 nucleotides long. RefSeq names its product zinc finger protein 845. Lineage: Eukaryota; Metazoa; Mollusca; Gastropoda; Patellidae. The record is from RefSeq and is a predicted model, not a curated record. Gene Ontology annotation, biological process: regulation of transcription by RNA polymerase II. Bases 160 to 2154 code for a protein of 664 amino acids. The transcript is spliced from 2 exons. Gene Ontology annotation, molecular function: RNA polymerase II cis-regulatory region sequence-specific DNA binding; DNA-binding transcription factor activity, RNA polymerase II-specific.
AAGAAAGGCGGUUUUCUUUGUGCUAUCUCCCAUCAGACGAGUGACCUUGCUCUAAAGUGUUAAAUCAACUUGUAUCUCAGCUGUAACCAUCAACAAUUUAUUUUUACCAGAUAAGGGACCCUGAUUUGAAGUGUUAUAUCAACAGUUGCUAACAUCGCAAUGGAUGUUAAAGAAGAGAAGUCUGAUUUACAACAUCGUAAAUGUGACAUUUGUAAUAUGUCGUUUAGUAAAAACAGUAGUGUACAGGUACACAUGAGAAAACAUACAGGUGAAAAACCUUAUAAAUGUGAUGUUUGUUUUAAGUCAUUUACACAGAAGGGUAAUCUACAGACGCACAUGAGAAUUCAUACAAGAGAUAAACCUUUUAAAUGUGAUGUUUGUAGUAAAUCAUUUAGUCAGAAAGGACAACAACAGAGACACAUGAGAAUUCAUACCGGUGAAAAACCUUAUAAAUGUGAUGUUUGUAGUAAAUCAUUUAUUGAUAGUAGUACUCUACAGAGACACGUACGAAUACAUACUGGUGAAAAACCUUAUAAAUGUACUCUACAGAGACACAUUAGAAUUCAUACUGGUGAAAAACCUUAUAAAUGUGAUGUUUGUAGUAAAUCCUUCAAAAAUCAUAGUCACCUACAAUCACACAUAAAAUGUCAUACAGGAGACAAAUCUUUUAAUUGCAAUGUCUGUAGUAAAUCAUUCGCCAAGAAUGGUAAUCUGCAGAUCCACAGGAGAAUUCAUACUGGUGAAAAACCAUAUAAAUGUGAUGUUUGUAGUAAAUCAUUUACUCAUAGUAGUAGUCUACAAAAACACAUGAGAAUUCAUACUGGUGAAAAACCUUAUAAAUGUAAUGUUUGUAGUAAAUCAUUUACUGCUGGUAGUAGUCUAAAAACACACAUGAGAAUUCAUACAGGUGAAAAACCUUAUAAAUGUGAUGUUUGUAGUAAAUCAUUUACUACUAGUAGUCAUCUACAGACACAUAGGAGAAUACAUACAGGUGAAAAACCUUAUAAAUGUGAUGUUUGUGGUAAAUCAUUUACCGCUAGUAGUAGUCUACAAACACACAUCAGAAUUCAUACUGGUGACAAGCCUUAUAAAUGUGAUGUUUGUAGUAAAUCAUUCACACAUUGCAGUAGUCUACAGUCACACAUGAGAAUCCAUAUUGGUGAAAAAACAUAUAAAUGUGAUGUUUGUUUUAAGUCAUUUACACAGAAGGGUAAUCUACAGACGCACAUAAGAAUUCAUACAAGAGAUAAACCUUUUAAAUGUGAUGUUUGUAGUGAAUCAUUUAGUCAGAAAGGACAACAACAGAGACACAUGAGAAUUCAUACCGGUGAAAAACCUUAUAAAUGUGAUGUUUGUAGUAAAUCAUUUAUUGAUAGUAGUACUCUACAGAGACACGUACGAAUACAUACUGGUGAAAAACCUUAUAAAUGUACUCUACAGAGACACAUUAGAAUUCAUACUGGUGAAAAACCUUAUAAAUGUGAUGUUUGUAGUAAAUCCUUCAAAAAUCAUAGUCACCUACAAUCACACAUAAAAUGUCAUACAGGAGACAAAUCUUUUAAUUGCAAUGUCUGUAGUAAAUCAUUCGCCAAGAAUGGUGAUCUGCAGAUCCACAGGAGAAUUCAUACUGGUGAAAAACCAUAUAAAUGUGAUGUUUGUAGUAAAUCAUUUACUCAUAGUAGUAGUCUACAAAAACACAUGAGAAUUCAUACUGGUGAAAAACCUUAUAAAUGUAAUGUUUGUAGUAAAUCAUUUACUGCUGGUAGUAGUCUAAAAACACACAUGAGAAUUCAUACAGGUGAAAAACCUUAUAAAUGUGAUGUUUGUAGUAAAUCAUUUACUACUAGUAGUCAUCUACAGACACAUAGGAGAAUACAUACAGGUGAAAAACCUUAUAAAUGUGAUGUUUGUGGUAAAUCAUUUACCGCUAGUAGUAGUCUACAAACACACAUCAGAAUUCAUACUGGUGACAAGCCUUAUAAAUGUGAUGUUUGUAGUAAAUCAUUCACACAUUGCAGUAGUCUACAGUCACACAUGAGAAUCCAUAUUGGUGAAAAAACAUAUAAAUGUGAUGUUUGUAGUAAAUCAUUCUCAAUUAGGGCUAACCUACAAAGACACAUAAGAAUUCAUAUUGGUGAAAAACCAUAUAAAUAAGAUGUUUGUUUAAAAUCAUUCACACAAGAAAUAUACAGUAGAAAAAUCUUAUCAAUGUGAUGUUUGAUAAAUCUUUUAGUCUGAGUGGUCAUAAAUGUGAUAUUUGUGGUCAUCUACAAAAACACCAGAAAUUACACUAAUGGUAUACAAAAAAAACCAAACCCAGCCACCGAAUGUUUAUUAGGAGUGUGUACUACUCUUCAACUGAAUUAAAUAUGUGAACUGCUCCCAGAAAACCAGGCUCUUGGUCAUUUUUAUAAAAAAUAGAGUUGGCAUCAUAUUUGAAUAGUCCACAGCCUAAGCUUUCCAAAAAUGCAAUUCUUUUUAAAUUUGUCAUAUCAUCUGGAGUAGAGUUUGGCUCAUUCACAGCAACAAGAAUGCAUACAGUUUAUACUUCUGUGUUCGUAGUACAAAAUGAAGUUGUGCGGGUCACAUAUAUUCCCAUUUGUCAGUGAGGUCAAAUGUAAUGUUGGAGUAAAUAGUUGUGACAUAAUGUAACACCAGUGUAACUCUUUUCCUAACUUUUGACCUCAAAUAAAGUAUUAAGCUGAAAAGGGAGAUAAUUACGGCUGUGGUAGAGUCUACUGACAACACUAGUGUUACUCAAAACAAAUUUAAACAUGGCUUCCACUUAUUCUACUUGGAUAAUCAAAAAGUCCAAUUUUGCCAAAUUUGAUUAGCAAAUUUAAAAAUUGAUUAGCUGUUUUUUCAAUUUCAACAUAAAACACUUAAAUAACAAAAUAAAUAUUACUUUAAAGUAGCUAAGUCUCUAACUAAAUAUCAUCCAAUGUCUUCUACAUUGAAAACACGAACUAAUUGUCAAUUUAAAUUAACAUUGAUGUGAUCUUACCGGGGAAAGAAGAGCUUCUGGUAUCCAGUAUUUAAGACAAAAUAAACAUUAUACCAUUGGUACAUGAAUCGUGUACCAUGCAUGUGUUUCAACGCCAGUUGUAAACAAGUGACUCGAAGAACAAAUCUAGACAUAUUCCACUAGUCCUGUCAAAUUCUGACGGCAUAUUCUUAUCUGGAGAGCAUGCGCAAUAAAUACUAUCGGGGUAGACUGGAAUAACCAGAUGCUAGCGAUUGUCAUUCGAUUGAAAUUCCUGGCGUAUUUCGCCGAAGAUAACCGAUUUGAAAUUAGAAUAAAAACGGAAACGAUUGAAUGUAAAUCAGUUUAUAUACAUUCAUAUUGCAUUAUUAUAUGCACUGCGACCCAUUUUGUGUCAAUGUCAAGGUCCCAAAUAUUAGCGAUUUAGCUCCUUUAAUAGAUAACAAAUGAUUAGAUUUCUUUCUUAGAUUUUUUUAGCACUGCUAUAGGUACAUGUAGCUGUGACAGUUUGUGAAUGCGAUGUAGACUUUUGGUUAGGUCUUAUGUCUGAAGCCAGUUCUUGGCAGUGGGUUCUGAAGCCCCACUCAUUUUAAUUGUUAUGUCUGCUUUUUACUGUGUACUAUUUUUUUCUGUUCAAUCAGGCACAAGCGGAUAUCAACGAAUAAACUAGACUCAAGCGAUAUAAACAAUAAUGGGGCUUUUUUUACUUUGAUGUAAAAAAAGACUUGUAGGAGAUUCUCUAUAUAUCAGAUUCAAUAUUUUUAAGAUUUAUUACCUCAAGGAGGUUUAUUUUAGCCUUAUUGGAUAUUAAAUCUCUACAAAUAUGAAAGUUGUUUUAGUUAAUUACUAUUAUGUAAACAUACUACUGUAUAAGGACUGUCAUUGAGUCAACGUGCACGGUUUCGAAUCCCUGGUUGUACGUGACAAGGAGUAGGGUCGCCUACUCGGUAAUAAAACAUGGUUCAAUUAUAUUUCAAUAAUUCGCUUGCGUGUAGGGGUCUUUAGCAGUGGGAGGAAACCGAAGGACCCGAAGAAAAUCCACAAGGUUGGACAGGCUAACAGCAAUUUGACUGAAUUUUUUAGCAUAUUCUGUUUUCAUUAUCCAUUCUUUUAACUAUUAUAGCGAGAACUGUCUGUCAGCACUUUAAGGAUUGUGUAUAUGUAUUAUGUCCUGCGUGUAUUCAUAUUUCCACAUACACAUUUUUAAGAUAUUUCGUAUGUACAUUCCAAUAUUUUUCAGAUAUUUGUGUAUUUAAGAUAUUCAUGUAUGCUAAUUAAGAUGUUUGUGUAUUUCUGAUGUUUGUGUAUGCUAAUUAAGAUGUUU